AAUAGUGCAAAUAGUCAAACAGUCCAAUAGUUCAAACAUUGGAAAUAUCCCUGAGUGGACUCGUCUUAUAUCAUCGUUGCUCUCCGCCUAUGUCCGUCCGUCACCACUUUCCACUUCUCCUUCACCAUCUUCCACUUCCAGUCCAUCUUUCCUUUCCACCUUUUACUGUCCACCUUUGAUCCCAUUGACAAGUUUCCCUCAUUCUCUUCAGCUCUCCCGAGCAAGGCGGAUGGCGGGUUGAUGUGACGAACACUCAAUCGAGCUCCCCAGACCCAAUAACUUAUGGCCAGACAAAGGCCCUCCUCCAACCGCCAGGACCCUCUCGAGGAUUAUCCCACUUCCCCAGGCACUUCCACGGCCUCUUCUUCCCUGAGAAUCACUCGCUCAGCCGCGAGACUCGCGACAGACCCUCCUCCCCCUGCUGAGUCCAGUACCCAACCCGCCGCUGGCUCGGCUUCAUCCCGCAAACGCAAGGCAUCCUCUCGCAACGAUCGACAGACCGACACUCCGGCCCAGCCAUCGCCUCCAUCACCUCAACGGAAGCCCAAGCGACCACGUACGGCUGCCCCACCGACAGCGCCAUCUACUGGCUCUGUUGCAGUUCCCCGCCGCACUCGUCGUGCAACCAUGUCACAACCCGGCCCGUCGUCCCGACCAGAGGAAUCCAAGUCGGCCACUUCUCCACAGCCCGCCCGGAGAAAGACAAGUCGGAGCGAUCGACCCGGAACCACACAGUCUCCCCCCCGACGUCAGAAGAAGCGUACGACGAAGACAAACCCUGAUGUCAUAAUGCGAGAUGCGGAGGAGGAUCUGGAGGAGGAAGAUCAAGAAGAACAACAAGAAGAAUCCGCAACAGAAGAGAGUCAUGAUGGCACCAACCCGUCCGCCUUUGAUGAUGACGAUAUGGAUCCCUUCGCCAACAGCUUAUUUGGUGGGCGAGGUCCCAUGGGCCUUCAGAGUACCCUCCGUGCCCUCACUGGUAUGAUGUCCGGCAUGUCUUCCCGACUUCGCGAUAUUCUCGUCAACCUGCGGGCAAAAGACGACCCAUCCAUUCAACUUAUCGCCCUUCAGGAGCUCUCGGAUCUGCUACUUGUAUCAAAUGAGGAUAAUCUUACCGGACAAUUCUCCCCCGACCCGUACGUCAAGGAGCUUGUGACCUUGAUGCAGCCGAAUCAGUUCGGCGAGGAGAACCCCGAGAUCAUGCUUCUCGCCUGUCGCUCCCUUGCCAACCUCAUGGAGGCCUUACGGGGCUCCGUGGCCAACGUUGUUUAUGGUGGGGCCGUGCCGAUCCUUUGUCAGAAGCUUCUUGAUAUCCAAUUUAUCGAUUUGGCCGAGCAGGCUUUGAGCACAUUGGCUAAGAUCUCAGUCGAUUUCCCUGCCUCAAUUGUGCGGGAAGGUGGACUGACUGCUUGCUUGACCUAUCUCGACUUCUUCCCUACCAGCACCCAGCGAACAGCAGUUACAACAGCCGCAAACUGCUGCCGCAAUCUCCCUCACGACUCGUUCCCUGUUGUACGCGAUGUCAUGCCCACCUUGCUAAAUGUUCUGUCCAGCAAUGACCCCAAGGUUGUUGAACAAGGUUGUCUCUGUGUGUCACGGAUUGUGGAGAGCUUCAAGCACCGCCCUGAGAACCUGGAGGAACUGAUUGAACCUGCCAUGCUCAAGGCUGUUCUUCGGCUGCUACUGCCAGGGACUACUAACCUCAUCGGUCCUCACAUCCACACACAGUUCCUUCGAGUUCUGGCAAUCAUCUCUAAGACCAGCCCUCGACUGUCAAAUGAACUUUUCAAGAUGGAUGUAGUUGAUACUCUUUAUCAGAUCUUGACGGGUGUUUCUCCCCCACAGGACGUGGACAGCACCGCUGUCAAGAUGGACAGUGUGCUGGUCAUGCAAGCAUUGAUCCACCGACCCCGCGAACAAGUCUUCGAAACUCUCAAUGUUAUCUGCGAACUACUGCCCGGUGUUCCUAGUCGCGAGGCCUCACGGACGGACGCCCUUCUCAGCUCAUACUUUGACAGUAGCAUGUCUAUCAAUCUGAAAUCUUCCAAGACUAAAGAUGCAGUAGAGGAGAGACGAUCUCUGCUCGACAACUGCAAGACUCAGCUCAAGCGAUUUGCCAUGAUCCUUUUCCCCACCUUGACCGAUGCCUACUCUAGCACGGUCAAUUUGCACGUCCGCCAGAAGGUUCUUAUUGCACAGCUGAAGAUGCUGCACAUUCUGGAGCCUUCCUUGAUUGAAGAUGCCCUCCGAACCGUUCCAUAUGCCUCCUUCCUAGCUUCUAUCCUUUCUCAGAAAGAUCACCCAUCCCUCGUGUCCCUAGCUCUACGUUGCUCCGAGCUUCUGUUCCAACGCCUUGAGCAUGUAUACCAACAUCAGUUCCAUCGGGAAGGAGUCAUCUCAGAGAUUGUCAAAUUGUCAGAGGGCACGCUCUCCGGCAAUGAGCCUCCUGUCACAUCCGAUCCUGCCGAUGUGGAGAACAGCACAAAUCCCUCGCAUUCCCACCGCGCAGAGACUACAUCCCACCAAAAUGAAGAUGAGGACCAAGAUGAAGAUGAAGCCGAUGACUACGAUGACGAUGAGGGCGAUGGCGAAGAUGAAGACAACGAAGACAUGUCUGAUUCCGAUGAAGACUUGGCCCUGGGCCCGCGGAGUAUCGAGAAAAUGGACAGCACCAUCAACGAUCUUAUCAUUCGAGAUGCGCAGACGUUCCUGGAAAGCUAUGAAGAAAGCCAUGGCGGAGCAGUCCGAGCAGAGGCCCUUAAGAUCUUGAAGGAACUUCAAUCUCUGGCCGCUGAUAUACGCACAUGCUAUUCCAACGGCAACGGCGAUGGCCAUGCCUUGUUCAAAAAGCUUGCAUCUUACUUUGUCGGGGACGCUUUGGAGAGCAUCACCAGCUCCGAACUGCUCAACUCAGGCAUUGUAGAGGUCCUCCUGGAUGUUCUCGGUAAUUACCAAGCCCCAUCCAUCCGCAAUGCUCGAGCUGCCUUUUUGCAAGCCUUCAUGGGGAUUCCAAUCUCGGAGAAGGCUCAGAGACAGAGUACCGCAACCACCCCUUUCAGCGUUUUGAUUCGGAAGUUACAAGACUUGCUUAGUAGGACUGAGCAUUUCGAAGUUUUAACUGUCAGUCAUAACUCCCUGGAAAACACACGCAGCAAUGCCAACUACAUGUUGAGCAAACAGCUGCGACUCAAGUUGGUUGCGGAUGACGCCUCUGAGAUCCCCCGCCCUUAUCGAAAUCUCAUGGUGUCCAUUCAUGCCAUCGCAACCUUCAAAGCGUUGGAUGACUUCCUCCACCCUCGAAUCAGCAUGUCUGAGCGUCCUCGACCGUCACGACCUAGGGAUUCUAUCCUUUCUCAAAUUGCCAACGCAGCGCGAAUGCGUGAUCAGCUCCCUGGCUCCAUCCCUUCCCGACAUCCACCAGGGACCAUCCUACCUAGUCGCGCAGGAGGCCCUCGUGGGCUUGCCGCCGACACUGCUGAAGAAGGCGAUACUCCUACAGCUGUACGUCGCCGAUCUCGCCGCACGGCCCUUCAAGAAGAGGAAGAAGAACAUGACGACGAGCCCCUUGAGUGCGCGGAUGAGAGACAAUUGACCGAUGAAGAAGAUGAAGAAGAAGAAGAUGAAGAUGAGGAACUCAAUGCCAUCGUUGAUGAUCUUGAUGAGGAUCUUGAGGAUGAUGGUGUCUCCGACCCCUCCGCAGUCAACAUGGAAGUGGCGUCUUCGGGCAAGGUCACAGCUCGCAAGGAGGACGGUACUCGCGUCGGAACUCCUUCUCACGGUGCAGCCUCCAAUGCUUCGGCUUCAGCCCCGAGCGUUGGUUCUUCCAACCCCAUGGGGAACGCAUCUUUGGCUACUGCUGGCCGUCCAUUCUCAUCCUACGCUGCUGCGAUGGCUUCCGUCCCUCAGGACUGGCACAUCGAGUUCCUUGUAGAUGGCCAGCCAAUUUCAAGCGAGACCACAGUCUACCGUGCUGUCCACCACAAUCGUGAGCAUUUGGAUGAAAACAGUGCCAAGAACGUCUGGUCUGCUGUCCACACAGUCACAUUCAGACGGGUCCCUGGCCCUCCACCUCCAGAGCCAUCGACUCUCAUCCAGGUCAACCAAGAUUCAUCCAAUGGUGACAGUCUCGAUAUGCCCGCAUCUCUCGACAAGGACAAAAUCACAGCAUCCAUUCUCUGUUUGCUUCGUGUCCUGCAUGAAAUGAAUGCGACAAUUGACGAUAUUCUGACAGAGAACAAGGACUCGGUUACAAUUACCCCAGAGCCCCUGGCCCAGUUUAUCAACACAAAGCUCACAGCCAAGAUAAACCGACAGCUGGAGGAGCCACUGAUUGUGGCAAGUAGCUGCCUUCCAAGCUGGAGUGAAGAUCUAGCCAGGCUCUUCUCAUUCCUGUUCCCAUUCGAGACUAGGCAUUUGUUCCUGCAAUCAACCGCCUUUGGCUACUCGCGAGCAAUGAUGAGAUGGCAAAACUCCCAGAGCGAGGAUAGCCGUCGCGAUAUGCGCCGUGAUGAUCGCCCAUUCCUCGGUCGACUGCAACGCCAGAAAGUGCGCAUUUCCCGCGCUCGCAUCCUUGAUUCUGCUAUGAAGGUCAUGGAGCUGUAUGGCUCUUCCCCUAGUAUACUCGAGGUUGAAUACUUUGAGGAAGUUGGUACUGGCCUUGGCCCCACUCUUGAAUUUUAUUCUACUGUUUCCAAGGAGUUCUCUAAGAAGAAGCUGAAAAUCUGGAGAGAGACUGAAGGUGCCUCUUCCGGAGCGGAAUACGCCUUUGGAAAGCGUGGCUUGUUCCCUGCUCCCAUGAGUGAUCAGCAGGCAGCCCAAGAUUCCGGCAAGAAGCAAUUGAACAUUUUCAAGGUUCUUGGAAAGUUCGUUGCGCGCUCUAUGCUCGACUCCAGGAUCAUCGAUAUCUCCUUCAACCCAGCAUUCUUCCGCAUCGCCGAUACCCUGUCUUCUGUAGCCCCAUCUUUGGGCACUGUGAAGUUGGUUGACGAGGAGCUUGCUAAGUCUUUGAUCAUGCUCCAGCAAUUUGUCCAUGCCAAGGAUGCAAUUGAGAGCGAUAACACCCUCAGCCCCGGCCACAAGACAGAGGCUGUGCAAGAGAUCACAGUGCAUGGUGUCAAGGUCGAUGACUUGAGCUUGGACUUUACGCUCCCUGGAUAUCCCGCCAUUGAGCUUAUCCCCGGUGGCUCUGAUGUGCCGCUGACCAUCGAAAACGUCGAUACAUACAUUGAGCGCGUGAUCGACAUGACCCUAGGAAGCGGUGUCCGUCGUCAAGUCGAUGCCUUCCGCACGGGUUUCUCUCAGGUCUUCCCAUACUCUUCUCUUCGGGCCUUCACUCCUAGCGAGCUUGUCAUGCUUUUCGGACAGGCGAAGGAAGACUGGACUAUUGAAACUUUGAUGGAUACCAUUAAGGCUGACCAUGGCUUCAACAUGGACAGCCGGAGUAUACGCAAUCUGCUCCAAACCAUGAGCGAGCUGGAUAACCAGCAACGCCGAGACUUCCUCCAAUUUGUUACAGGUAGUCCUAAGCUUCCUAUCGGAGGUUUCAAGAGUCUCACACCUAUUUUCACUGUCGUGUGCCGUCCAAGCGAACACCCCUACACCCCAGAUGACUACCUCCCCAGUGUGAUGACCUGUGUCAACUACCUCAAGCUCCCCGACUACAGCGACCUGGACGUUUUGAAAAAGCGCCUGUCCGUCGCUAUCAAGGAAGGCCAGGGAGCCUUCCACCUCUCCUAAGCUGAGAUCGCAGUCACAAGAUCAUUGCCUGAUUUUGGAUUAAAUUUUGUUUUCAGAGUGAACUCGCGACCCGAUUUCUGCCCUCCUUCUUCAUCUACCCAUCUACCCUGAUCCAUUGCUUCCAAUGUUGCUUCCUCUUUCGCCUUCUCAACCAAGGCAGAGAACGCCCCAUUUACGAUUCGACGAUGUCUGAUUUACUUGUUUUGAGCUCUAUCCCCCCAUUAUUAAAUUCCCUUUCCCUUGCCUUGUUUUUCCCUUGGCAAAUCCCCCAUUCCCAAGUUUUCGGACGGGCUGUUUCACCCCUUUCUUUGUUUCUUUUGGCCCUUUGUUUUCAUUGUAUGCCAUCUGGGUUGAAAGGCGUUGUGGUGAGCUUUCCCUUUUCAAUAGUGAUUAGAUAGUAAUCAUCACUAUUAAAAACAAAAUCC
This is a messenger RNA of Penicillium canescens, 6161 nucleotides long. RefSeq names its product HECT-type E3 ubiquitin transferase UFD4. Gene Ontology annotation, cellular component: nuclear speck. Gene Ontology annotation, molecular function: ubiquitin protein ligase activity. NCBI's taxonomy places the organism in Eukaryota, Fungi, Ascomycota, Eurotiomycetes, Eurotiales, Aspergillaceae. The coding region runs from base 283 to 5736 and encodes 1817 amino acids. The record is from RefSeq and is a predicted model, not a curated record. Gene Ontology annotation, biological process: protein polyubiquitination; proteasome-mediated ubiquitin-dependent protein catabolic process. The transcript has 6 exons.